UCACCCAGCCUUAAUGAGGUGCUAAUUGACAUCUUGUAAACUGAUAGAGGAGAGAAACAGGGAGAGUGAACAGCUCGUGGCCUUGUCCUGGUGUCUUCCUGGACUGUAGUGAUGUAUGGCCUCUCUCCUCGUGCUAUAUACACCAAUACUUUGAGAGCUGUUAUACACAGAGACAUGGAGACUAAUUGUCGCGACCGCAUACUGCAAGGAGGCGAGAACAAGGUAUACAUUGUUUUAGCUGAAGGUCGGCAAGAUAUGCUGCAGACUGGUAGCAAGGCGAAGGCUCAAGCAGGCUGAAGAUUAUAAAGUGGAAUUUCAUGGUUUGGCAACACAUGACUGCUUUCUAGUAAAAAAUUUCACUGAAUUCACAAGAUUUGUAUUUGUAUUUUAAGAUGGCGGCCGUUAGGAGGCAGAAAGCAAAUGAGACAGUUUUCGACAAAUCCUUACCGUCAAAGUCCAAACCAGAAGUUAAUAUCAGUACUUUUGCCUUCUUGUUCUCUGAAGUUGUUCAGUACAACCAGCAAAGGGUUACCUCAUUAGCCCAGCUUCAUGAAAAAUUGGCUGAUUUAGGGCGUCAUGUCGGUUUCAGGAUGAUUGAUUUGUUGUGUGUGAGGGACAGAGCUCCGAAAAGGGAAACAAGAAUCGUGAACAUUUUGUGGUUCAUACAAAAGACAGUCUGGAAGACUUUGUUUGGUAAAGAAGCUGAUCGGCUGGAGCAGGCAACAGCAACUGAAGCAACUUAUUAUUUAUUUGAGGACGAGCCACUAGUUAAUAAGUUUGUCUCAGUACCAAAGGAGCAAAGCAGCUUCAAUUGUGCUGCCUUUAUGGCCGGGACUGUGGAGGCAUUUCUCUGUGGAGUACAAUUUCCUUGUAGAGUGAAGGCUUUCCUAGUUAAGGAACAGACUACAACGGCUUUUGAAAUAACUUUUGAAGACUCAGUGAUAGAGAGAGACAAGAGAUUGGAGGCGAACAAAUAAGAAUAGCUUAAACCACAACAUUUAUUAUUAUUAUUAUUAUUAAUAUUGUUUUUAUGUUUUAAAGUAUGCAAAUAAUU
Molecule: messenger RNA, 1054 nt
Organism: Amphimedon queenslandica
Lineage: Eukaryota; Metazoa; Porifera; Demospongiae; Haplosclerida; Niphatidae
Product: trafficking protein particle complex subunit 5-like
Exons: 8
Coding region: 393-977 (194 amino acids)
Biological process (GO): endoplasmic reticulum to Golgi vesicle-mediated transport
Cellular component (GO): TRAPPI protein complex; TRAPPII protein complex; TRAPPIII protein complex
Source: RefSeq, a predicted model, not a curated record